AUCUUCUUAUCCGAGAAAGCCAAAGAGAUAUGGCAGACCUAUUUACUCCGUACAAGCUGGGCAACUUCAACCUCUCCCACAGGAUCGUGCUAGCACCCCUGACGAGAUGUCGAGCGAUGAAUGGCAUUCCGUCGGCAGCUCAUGUCGAGUACUAUACUCAGAGGACGACCCCCGGCGGACUCCUCAUUACCGAAGGCACCCUCAUCUCGGACACAGCUGCCGGCACUCCGCAAACUCCCGGGAUUUACACAGAAGAACAAGUCAAAGCUUGGAAGGAGGUCGUCGAUGGUGUUCAUGUCAAGGGUGGCUUCAUUUUCUGUCAGCUGUGGCACGUCGGUCGUGCUUCCCAUACCGUCUAUCAGCCUGGAGGCGAUGCACCGAUUUCAUCAACGAACAAGAGCAUAUCAGAUAAAUGGAAGGGCAUAAUGCCAGAUAGGAGCCUAGGCCCGCUAUCGCAGCCUCGUGCCCUAAAGACAUCCGAAAUACCGCACGUAAUAGAAGAUUAUCGUCAGGCAGCGAUAAAUGCCAAUCGAGCCGGUUUUGAUGGAGUUGAGAUUCAUGGGGCUCAUGGCUAUCUCAUAGAUCAAUUCUUGAAAGACGUAAUCAAUGACCGGACCGACGAGUAUGGUGGAUUGAUCGAGAACCGGUGCAGAUUCUUGAUGGAGAUAGUGCAAGCAGUUGUUGCAGUGGCCGGUGUUGGUCGUGUCGGGGUUAGAAUUUCACCUGCUAUUGACUUCAUGGACGCCAUGGACUCUGAUCCGCUUAACCUUGGCCUUGCGGUCAUCGAGAGACUCAAUGCACUUCAAGAACAACUGGGCUUGAAGCUCGCUUACCUACACGUGACCCAACCUCGGUUCACGUUGGCUGGAACCAAAAAUUUAGUCGAAGAAGACGAAGAGGCGAAGCUGAUGCACGCUUGGAGGAGGGCAUAUCAAGGCACUUUCAUGAGCAGUGGCGGUUACACCCGGGAGCUGGGGAUGAAAGAUGUGGUCAAUGGAAAUGCCGAUUUAAUAUCGUAUGGCCGUCUCUUCAUUUCGAACCCCGACUUGGUCUUCCGGUUCAAGAUUAAUGCACCAUUGAAUAAAUACAACAGAGCGACUUUCUAUACUUCAGACCCUGUUAUUGGGUACACAGAUUACCCCUUUUUUAGGGAGUGAAAUUAAUGGCAGGAAGCCUCAGCGAGGGAGUUGUCUUUGUUUAUAUAUAUAUAUAUAUAU
Messenger RNA from Punica granatum (pomegranate), 1217 nucleotides. The record is from RefSeq and is a predicted model, not a curated record. NCBI's taxonomy places the organism in Eukaryota, Viridiplantae, Streptophyta, Magnoliopsida, Myrtales, Lythraceae.